GACAUUCAGACGGUGAAAGGUUUCCUGUCAAUCGGAUAUGCCUUGUUCGGCACAGUUUGCCGCCGGCAGGCGUCCGAUAGGAUUAUCCAUUAUUGUUAUUAUUAUGUAUACCCAAUGUAUAACUCAUAACUCAUAUAGGGUGCCCUUCCGCUGGAUAUCAGCCUCUCUAUGUUCGCGGCCGCCUAUCACCUGGGUUUGCGGUAUGCACAUGCUGGGAUAUGUACCUAAAUUGUACCUACAUAUGUUAGGUACCUACAUACCUACAGGUUGUUCCACCGAGCUGGUUCCGUUUGGGCCAGCAUAUGAGAGAGAGAGAGAGAGAGAGAGAGAGAGAGAGAGAGAGAGGGUAUUCAUUAACGAAUAUGUGUAUCCUGUAGGUAUAGGAAUAUGUACGUGCCUGUGGGCGGUAGGUGUGUCUGUGCAUGCAUACAAGGUACGAAGUGCAUACACUCAUAUCUCCCUCGGCGAUGUGCGUGUUGGCGGUUUACUUUCAGGGCCUCGCCGCCUCAAUUGUAAGGUAUACAAAACGUGUUGAAAGCUGAACCUGUUGUUGCUGAAUUGAAGGAAUUAAGCUAGCUACUCGAAAACAGCUUAAAUACAGCAUUUUAAGGUCAAUUGACAGUUGUGCGU
This is a messenger RNA of Durotheca rogersii, 630 nucleotides long. RefSeq lists its product as uncharacterized. Lineage: Eukaryota; Fungi; Ascomycota; Sordariomycetes; Xylariales; Xylariaceae. The record is from RefSeq and is a predicted model, not a curated record. Bases 38 to 535 code for a protein of 165 amino acids. The transcript has a single exon.